CGCUCUUUACUCAGCUGUUGUCACCAUCAAGUUUUUGCUAAGCUCGGUUAUUUAGUUUCUCAAUCAGACUUCAUGUAAUGUGUUUAGUUAAUUUGUUUUAUGUUGAUAUUAAUAACAAAAUCUAAUUUACCAUGUUUAAAAGUUUUUCUAAAUAGUUUGAUCUUUGAAUGAUUUUCACCUUUUCAAUGAUGACUUCAACGCUGAAAACUAUUGUGAGCAAGAAGAAAAAGCGUUACCAGGCUAAUGGAUUUGACUUGGAUCUUUCAUAUAUCCUACCUAACUUAAUUGCUAUGGGGUUCCCAGCUGAAAGGUUUGAGCGUGUUUUUCGUAACAACAUUGAAGAUGUUGUAAAAUUUAUGGAAGCCAAACAUAAGGAUCACUAUUUUAUUUACAAUCUUUGUUCUGAAAGGAGCUACGACCAUUCGAAAUUUCAUAAUAGAGUGGCUGUCUUUCCAAUUGAUGAUCACAAUCCCCCUCCUUUUGAAUUAAUUAAACAAUUCUGCCAAGAUGUUAAUAGAUGGUUAAAAUUGGACUCUAGAAAUGUUGCUGCAAUUCAUUGUAAAGCAGGUAAAGGUAGAACCGGUGUUAUGGUCUGUGCAUAUAUAAUUCAUACAAACAAAGAAAUGGAUGCAGACUCAGCAUUAAAUUUAUAUGCCGAGAAAAGGACCCACAAUAGAAGAGGUGUCACAAUACCAAGUCAACGGAGGUACGUUCACUAUUAUGAAAGGCUAGUCAAAAGUGGCAAUGAAUAUAAGAAAACUCCACUUUACCUUCGGUGUAUUCGAAUGGAUCCAAUGCCACUCUCUCUUAAAACAAAUUUAGCACCUUCGAUAGUUAUUUGGGAAGGUAAACAAAUUGUUUUCAAAGGAUGUUUACAGUGGAGAAGAUGGCAAGACUCUGGUAUUUAUGGAGAAUUUCAUUCUCCACCAAGAUUGAACGGUGACAUUAAAGUGGAAGUUUACAAUGGAAAAGUCGAUUUCAGUGCAAAUCAUAACAAAGUGAAAGGGGAUAGAUUAUUUACUUUUUGGUUUAAUACUUUUUUCGUGAAAUUAGAAUCAUCAACAGUCACCUAUACUUCAAUACCUUCAAUACAAACACCGUUGGCAACAAAUAAAACUAAAACACUUAACAUCUCUAAACCUGUACCAAUCCCUUUGUCAACAGAUCCUAGUAACACUUUAGGCACUCCAUCAACCAAUAAUGGAAAAGUUCCAGGAAAAUUUAAGGUAACCUCAUCACCACCGUCUCCAUCAUCUUCUCGAUCGCGGUCACGCUCAACCACAAAUUUUUUCGUAAUGAUGCUUAACAACUUGGAGAACUCAACACCUCGCGAUGAAAAUAAAUCAUCAAGUGCUUCCUCUCAUAUUAAUUGUGGUACAAUUUGCAUAUCACCAUCAUCAAAUCUCACUUCCAAUUAUAACUGUGUUACAAUACCUAAAGUGAAUGGAAUUGCAUUCAACUCUAUCUCAGAUCAAUCCUCUUCACCACAAGCAACCAAAGGGAAACCAUCGAUUUAUAACUCAUCUUCAUCAUUCAACUCAUCUUCUAUCGACCCCAGGAAAAACUCACUUUCUGGUUCAAAUACAAGUGAAAUAUCUCAAGAAGAUUUCACUUUAAAUCUUAAAAGAGAAGACCUGGAUAAAUUAAGCAAAAGUCUCAAUCCUGAUUUUCAAAUUAUGCUACAAUUCAAUGAAAAUUUAGAGCCUAAACAGAGAGCCCAUUUAGAGUCCAACAACCUGUCGGCCAAUAGUUUAGCUAUUCGAAGAAAAUCUUUCCACACAUUGGAUCGUGGUCGCUAUGAACCAAGCAAAAACGAAUUCCUCUUGGUCAACCCUGAAACUCUUAAUGGACCCAAUCUGCACCGUAGUUUUAUCGCUGACACUGAUCUUGUAGUAACUGACGGGGAUACCGGAGAAAGUGAUGAUGAUUAAAUGCCAAUUAAUUGCGGGAAGAAACAUCAACUCAAGUAAAGAUGAAAAUGGCAAAAGGAGUAGUUUAAGUUCAACAAAAAACUAAAUCCAAAAGUAAAGACAAAGGAAGUAAGCAAGGAACUGUUGAAUAGCCAGCGACCUUUGAGAUGAUAGCUAUAUUUUAUAAUUAUAUUUCAAAUAUCUACUAAGGAUAAAGUGGAUGAAACAAAAAAGUACAAUCUUCAUCUUAAACAAAAUACAUCUUGUAAUGGAAAAAAAAUAUCGAAAAUUUGUUGUGAAUUUCAUCGAUCUUACUCUAUAUAUAUAUAUAAAAAUUUCUCUCUGUCCUUUAUCCUAAAUCUUUUUCCUUCCCCGUUCAAAUUGCACAGUCUUGACCUCUCUUUUUUUGCCUCUCAUUUUUUCCUCAAUUUUUCAUUAUUUGGCUUGUCUGUUAUAUUUCUAUCAAUUUGUUAUUUUCUUGCUUGAUUAACGCACCUUGUCAUCAUGUCCAAUCUAGGCUAAACUUCAAAUUUUUUGCUCUCAUAGGUUUUUUGUAUACUAUUCUAUUUACCUCACUUUGGCAGAAAUUUUGACAAGAUUGUGCGAUAACUUACCAUCAUCUCUAUCUUCUGUAUCUUCCUUUAUCCUUUCUCUCUCUCUCUCUCUUCCUAAGUAUCUUGUCUAAACCCUUUUUAUAUUUUUUCCUUUCUUUAUUGCCCAGUGAUUUUCAUCUAUUCGCACUCGCCACCAUUUUCACUGUCUAUCUCUGUAAUUCUGACUUUCUACAUCAUUUUCCUCUCUCUUCUCUCUACUUUGUUACCAUAUUUCUUUACCCUUUACCCCUAUUUCCCUUAGUUAGGGGCAAACAAAUUAUAAAAUUGUUCAAAUUACAAGUUUUUUCACUAAUUAACAGAUCAUUAUGUGCUCACCAAAAAUA
Messenger RNA from Tetranychus urticae (two-spotted spider mite), 2847 nucleotides. RefSeq lists its product as uncharacterized. NCBI's taxonomy places the organism in Eukaryota, Metazoa, Arthropoda, Arachnida, Trombidiformes, Tetranychidae. Gene Ontology annotation, cellular component: nucleus; cell projection; plasma membrane. The record is from RefSeq and is a predicted model, not a curated record. Gene Ontology annotation, biological process: regulation of phosphatidylinositol 3-kinase/protein kinase B signal transduction; phosphatidylinositol dephosphorylation; negative regulation of cell population proliferation. Gene Ontology annotation, molecular function: phosphatidylinositol-3,4,5-trisphosphate 3-phosphatase activity; protein tyrosine phosphatase activity.